Puntigrus tetrazona (Sumatra barb) is the source of this 968-nucleotide messenger RNA. RefSeq names its product beta-2-microglobulin (gene b2m). Bases 95 to 445 code for a protein of 116 amino acids. The transcript is spliced from 4 exons. Lineage: Eukaryota; Metazoa; Chordata; Actinopteri; Cypriniformes; Cyprinidae. Gene Ontology annotation, molecular function: MHC class II protein complex binding. The record is from RefSeq and is a predicted model, not a curated record. Gene Ontology annotation, biological process: positive regulation of T cell activation; immune response; antigen processing and presentation of exogenous peptide antigen via MHC class II. Gene Ontology annotation, cellular component: MHC class II protein complex; MHC class I protein complex.
UUUAAGGUUACCGAUCUUUACUUUCGAUAUCAACUGCUUUGGACCUGAAAGCUGAAGCACACUCUUUUUGAUUCUCUAAACUAUAUCCGCAAAAAUGAGAGCAAUCAUCACUCUUGCACUUUUUUGUGUGCUGUACGUCACCGUACAGGGGAAAACAUCCAGUCCCAAGGUCCAGGUGUACAGCCAUUUCCCUGGAGAGUAUGGAAAGGAGAACACCCUAAUCUGCCAUGUGAGUGGCUUCCACCCUCCUGACAUCACCAUUGAACUGCUGAAGGACGGCGUGGUUCUCCCUGACACUCAGCAGACCGACCUGGCCUUCGAAAAGGGUUGGCAGUUUCACCUCACCAAGAGCGUCAAAUUCACACCAGAGAAAGGAGAAGAGUUUGCCUGCAGAGUUCGACACAUGAGCAAGACAAAUAACUAUUCUUGGGAGCCCAACAUGUGAAGCUCCAGCAGUCCAACGCAGACAAAGGACAGACGUUUUGGACAUUUUUCAUCAUCAAAAGAGACCAUUAUAUCUCGCUGUGCUGUCCCAUAAGCCUUUUACAAACCUGAUGUUGCUCAAGAUGCACUAUUCACUCAAAUUACUUUUUGCCUUCCGUGAUUGAUUUCAGCUUUUCUUUGAGUUGACAAUCUUUUUCAUCAUCACAGUAAGGAUAAUUUAAGUAAAGUUGUUCUUAUGCUUUUGGACGUUUUGGGUUCUUUUCACUGUUUCAUUCCUCUCUGUUUAAGUUUUUGUGUAAUACACAUUAGCAUUUAGGUUAUUGUAUAAACAAACAAGGCGAUUUUUGUCUAUUUUGGGGCUUUGUUUUGUAGUUAAAUAUAAAUAUUACUAUCAAUUCUCUCUUUUAAAACAGUUAAGACUAUUGAAACCAGGUUUUUAAUGAACAUGAAUAAUUCAACUUAACACUUUUUAGUGAAAAUGUAAUUCUAAGUGAGGGAAAAAAAAUAAAAUCUUAAAAACUCAA